AUGGCGGCGUCUCGCCUCGCCUGAGGCCUGGUCUGUGUCUGUGAGGCGGGAAGGAAGAGAACGGAGAGGCCGAGAGAGAGAGAGCAAACAGAGGAAUUGAUCAGCAGCUGAACAGACUGGAGAGAGAGAGAGAGAGAGAGAGAGAGAGGGGGGGUGUCUGGGGAGAACUGGCCCUGAUUUAGAGGAGUUGUAGGGACUGGGAUGUAUAGUUCACCUGCCAUCUAAGAACUGCACUCUGAACCCCACCAAUGAUGGACCUGGAACUCACUUGGCACACAGGCCCAACACGGCCAACUUUGCAUACUGAUGGGGUUUGGGGGCGAUUGACCUCGACUUCCAAGAGUUAUAGUUCACCCAUAUUGGAAUGUAUAGUUCACCAACAAUCAAUGAGGACUCUGAACUCCACCAACAAUUGACCUGGAACUAACUUGGCAAACAGAACCCCCAUGACCAGCAAAAAAUACUGGAGGUCUUUGGGGGGAAUUCACCUUGAUUUGGGGGAGUUGUAGUUCACCUGCAUCCAGAGAGGACUGUGAACCCAAACACGGAUGGAUCUUGACCAGACUUGGCACACGGACCUGAUAUGCCGAGAUGUGAUUACUGGAGGGGUUUGGAGGGACUGAUCUUCCUUUCUGGGAGUUGUAGUUCACCCACAACCACGGAAACUGCGACCUCCACAGAUGAUGGAUCUGGACCACACUUGGCACAUGGAACCCCAUGUAACUCAACCUACUGGAGGAGUUGGAGGGGACAGACUCACCAUGGUGGGAGUUGUAGUUCACCCUACAGCCAGUAAGCACACUGGACCCCACUCGUGAUGCGUCAAGAGCUAACUUACCCAACAUACAAACUUGGAAGUAUUGAUGGAGUUUCUGGGGGUUAACUUGGCAUGAUGGGAGUUGUAGUUCACCCACAGUCUUAUGAGUUUUGGACAAUUAAAACACUGACUUUGUGAUCUUGCUGAAUUCCUACAUUCACUUUGGAUUAUAGAGCAGAACGGAAGAGUCGGAAGAGACUGCAGGAGGCACCCAAUCCAGGCCUCUGCCGUGCAAGGAAAGUGCAAAGGACCCCUGACAGAUGUGCAUCUGGCCUCUGGUUAAAGGAUUCCAGAGGAGCCUCCACUACAUUUUGAGGCAGAGAGUUUCACUGCCGAACAGCUCUUACAGUCAGGAAGUUCUUCUUAAUGUUCAGAUGGAAUCUACUUUCCUGUUAUUUGAACCUACUGCUGUGAGUGAUCAGAAAGGGAAAAACAAGAAUCAAGUGUCCAUAUUGGAAUUAAAUGUACAUAGCACAUAACUCUGUUGACAUGGAGGAGAAAGCAUAUAAAUGUAUCGAAUGUGGAAAGACGUUUAGUCAGCAUGGAAAACUGAAGACACAUCAAAGGACUCACUCUGGGGAGAAACCCUAUAACUGCCUGGAGUGUGGACAGAGCUUCACUCAGAAGGGACACUUACAUUCACAUCAAAGGACUCACACUGGGGAGAAACCCUAUAACUGCCUGGAGUGUGGACAGAGCUUCACUCAGAAGGGAAGCUUACAUUCACAUCAAAGGAUUCACACUGGGGAGAAACCCUAUACAUGCCUGGAGUGUGGACAGAACUUCACCCAUAGUUCAGGCCUAUGUUCACAUCAAAGGAUUCACACUGGGGAGAAACCCUAUAACUGCCUGGAGUGUGGACAGAGCUUUGCUCAGAAGGGAAGCUUACAUACACAUCAAAGGACUCACACUGGGGAGAAACCCUAUAAAUGCCUGGAGUGUGGACAGAGCUUCACUCAUAGUUCAGGCCUACGCAGACAUCAAAGGACUCACACUGGGGAGAAACCCUAUAAAUGCCUGGAGUGUGGACAAAGCUUUACUCGUAGUUCAGGCCUACGUAGACAUCAAAGGACUCACACUGUGGAUAAACCCUAUAACUGCCUGAAGUGUGGACAGAGCUUUACUCAGAAGGGACAAUUACAUUCACAUCAAAGGACUCACAGUGGGGAGAAACCCUAUAAUUGCCUUGAGUGCGGACAGAGCUUCAUUCAUAGUUCAGGACUACGUAGACAUCAAAGGACUCACACUGGAGAGAAACCCUAUAACUGCCUGGAGUGUGGACAGAGCUUCACUCAGAGUUCAGGCCUACGUAGACAUCAAAGGACUCACACUGGGGAGAAACCCUAUAACUGUCUGGAGUGUGGACAAAGCUUCACUCAUAGUUCAGGCCUACGUACACAUCAAAGGACUCACACUGGGGAGAAACCCUAUAACUGCCUGGAGUGUGGACAGAGCUUUGCUCAGAAGGGACACUUACAUUCACAUGAAAGGACUCACACUGGGGAGAAACCCUAUACAUGCCUUGAGUGUGGACAGAGCUUCACUCAUAGGUCAAAUCUACACUUACAUCAAAGGACUCACACUGGGGAGAAAACCUAUAAAUGCCUGGAGUGUGGACAGAGCUUUGCUCAGAGUGGAACUUUACGUUCACAUCAAAGGACUCACACUGGGGAGAAACCCUAUACAUGCCUUGAGUGUGGACAGAGCUUCACUCAUAGGUCAAAUCUACACUCACAUCAAAGGACUCACACUUGGGAGAAACCUUAUAAAUGCCUGGAGUGUGGACAGAGCUUUGCUCAGAGUGGAACUUUACGUUCACAUCAAAGGACUCACACUGGGGAGACACCGUAGAAAUGCAUGGAGUGUGGAUAGAGCCUUUCAUGGAAUAAGGUUAUACAUGGACAUCAUAGAAUUCAACCUGGAGAGAAUGAUGUUAAUUGACCCCAGAGUGUCAUUCUAACAUGUACAAAAGCAACUCUUGCACAUUUUGGAAAUUCAAGCUUAAAGUUGGGACAUUUCAUCACAUGUGGUGUAUUGUAGAAAGAUUGAACUAAAAUAUGUUCCAUUCUGGAAGUAAACAAGGUUACAUGAAACUAGAGUUUUAUAUGCUGAGAAUGUUGGAUGAUCAAUUAGAAUGAAGCAUGAGUAGUUACUGCGAGAUACUCAAGUAAGAAUUGACUGUACACAGGGAUGGAAGGAAUGUUUUAUUCCAAAGCAAAAACAAUGGCUUAUGAAGAUCUGCAAAUUAGCCACAACGAACAAACUGACAACAACAACAUGGGCAAAUGUCAGUUGUAAUAGGUAUUAAUUGGAAAAGUGUUAUAACAAAUAGAAGUGUUAUAUGAUAUUAUCUAAAGGGAGUAGAAUAAUGAGAGAUAAAAAUUAACAGAUAUAAUGAGGCUUUUAGGCACGUAUCCCUGUCUGUUUGUUAGUUCAGUUGUGUGUGUAGGUCACUGUUUUGCAAGUGUGUUAGUUUCUGAUUUAGUUUUGUAUCUCAUGUAGUAGUUAGUUUCAUGUUCAGUUGAAGCAUUAUAAAUUAUUUCUGCCUUCCUUGUAUUGUUACUUUUAAUUUUUUUAUUUUCAAAAAAUAGGGUGAUUUAUAAGGGUCAAAACGGCUGAAACUGGAGAGGAGGGUAGAAAUGGCUGACUUAUCGAUUUUCUGUAUUUGAAAACAAAUUGUAAUGCUUAGAACCGCUAUUAUGAAUUGUGGUGCAUGUUAACUAUAUAACUAUAUAAAAUGGAUUAUAGACAUAUAAUUGACACUGAAUCAGACAUGUAUACAAUAAAUUAGUCUUGAUGUAUCAAGGGUGUGUGUGUAAGGAACUGGAGUGUUUGUGUGGGUGCUUGUGAAGAACAGAAGAAACAGGCCUCAAAAGAAAAUGGAGUCCACGCAGAGUCUGACAUGGGAUGGACUUGGCGGGUGAAGCAAGGAAUCAGCAAGGCGUCUCUCACCUGGCAAGACGGAACGAGGGUCCAGGAAGGCCUAUCCGAAUAACCACGGGCAAUGAAGUGUGCAGCUGGCACCCCAUACGUCAUGCAGCCUGAGACUGAGCAUGUUUUGAAACCAGGCCGUAAGAACAGAAGGAACCGAAAGAAGGACGAAACUUUAGGCCAGAGGUCCUCAAACUUUUGAAGUGGAGGGCCGGUUCACGGUCCUUCAGACUAUUGGGGGGGCUGGACUAUGAAGAAAUAGUCCAAAAUUAGGAUUGUUGUUGUUGUGUGCCUUCAAGUCAUUUCAGACUUAGGACAACCCCAAGUCUAAAGCUUAGGACAGGGGCCAGGUCAAUGACCUUGGGGGCCGCAUCUGGCCCACGGGCCUUUGUUUGGGGACCCCUGCUUUAGCCUAUCAAAUGCAGGGGCCUCAAAGAUCCAGCACGCUUGCCGGAAUCGCCGAGACCACGUCUGUCGGGAGAACGUGAUCACCUCUUCCGAGCAGGGCCUGUGCUUGAGAAUAUGGAUGUGUGGAUCUGCGUGUGGGUGAGAGCUCUCUCGGGAUGUGAUUUUGAUAGGAUUGUGAUGUGAUUAUCAAUAAAUGUUACAAUGAAAGUGUUAAAACCAAA
Anolis carolinensis (green anole) is the source of this 4377-nucleotide messenger RNA. Its product is annotated as zinc finger protein 658B-like. The coding region runs from base 1280 to 2668 and encodes 462 amino acids. The transcript has 2 exons. Gene Ontology annotation, cellular component: nucleus. Gene Ontology annotation, biological process: regulation of transcription by RNA polymerase II. Gene Ontology annotation, molecular function: RNA polymerase II cis-regulatory region sequence-specific DNA binding; DNA-binding transcription factor activity, RNA polymerase II-specific. NCBI's taxonomy places the organism in Eukaryota, Metazoa, Chordata, Lepidosauria, Squamata, Anolidae. The record is from RefSeq and is a predicted model, not a curated record.